AUGGCUAAGAAGGCGAUCGACUCCAGAAUCCCGUCCCUGAUCAGAAAUGGAGCUCAGACAAAGCAAAGAAGUUUCUUUGUCAUUGUGGGUGACCGUGCCCGCAACCAGCUGCCCAAUCUGCAUUAUUUGAUGAUGAGCGCUGAUCUCAAAAUGAACAAGUCCGUUCUUUGGGCCUACAAGAAGAAACUGCUGGGGUUCACUUCGCACCGCAAAAAGAGAGAAUCCAAGAUCAAGAAGGAAAUCAAGAGAGGAACGCGUGAGGUCAAUGAGCAGGAUCCUUUCGAAACUUUCAUUUCCAACCAGAAUAUCAGAUAUGUCUACUACAAGGAAACGGAAAACAUUCUGGGUAACACAUACGGUAUGUGCAUUCUGCAAGACUUUGAAGCACUAACCCCUAAUUUGCUGGCAAGAACCGUGGAAACUGUCGAAGGUGGUGGUAUCGUGGUCAUUCUGUUGAAAUCGAUGUCUUCUCUAAAACAGCUAUACACCAUGACCAUGGACAUCCACUCUAGAUAUCGUACAGAAGCCCAUAACGAUGUGGUGGCACGUUUCAAUGAGAGAUUUAUUCUCUCUUUGGGAUCAAAUGAAAACUGUUUGGUGGUAGAUGACGAACUAAAUGUGCUGCCGAUCUCCGGUGGUAAAAAUGUACAAGCGCUUCCUCCAAAGGACGAUGACGAGACUUCGCCAAGAGAACAGGAGCUGAAGGAUCUAAAAGAGUCUCUUGAGGACGUACAACCCGCCGGUUCGCUUGUGGCGCUCUCCAAGACGGUCAACCAAGCUCAGGCAAUUCUCAACUUUAUAGACGCCAUUUCUGAGAAAAAGCUCAACUCUACGGUAGCUCUAACGGCUGGCAGAGGUAGAGGUAAAUCGGCGGCACUCGGGAUCGCCAUUUCCGCUGCCAUAUCCCAUGGCUACUCCAAUAUCUUCGUGACUUCCCCAUCGCCAGAGAAUCUGAAAACGCUAUUUGAAUUUAUUUUCAAAGGCUUCGAUGCUUUGGGAUACCAAGAACACAUGGACUACGACAUUAUUCAGUCUACCAACCCUAGUUUCAACAAAGCUAUCGUUAGAGUGGACAUAAAGAGAACUCACCGUCAAACAAUCCAGUAUAUUGUGCCCAAUGACUGUCAUGUUUUGGGCCAGGCAGAACUUGUGGUUAUUGAUGAAGCUGCUGCUAUUCCUUUGCCCGUCGUUAAGAACCUCUUAGGACCUUAUCUCGUUUUCAUGGCAUCCACAAUUAACGGGUACGAAGGUACAGGCAGGUCUCUUUCGCUAAAAUUGAUUCAGCAGUUGAGAGAUCAGUCAAAUUCCUCAGGUAGAGAGUCUUCCGAGACAAUGGUUGUUUCCCGUGACAGCAGAAAACCAGAAUCUCAUGUUUCGGGUCGCACACUGAGGGAAGUUGUUUUGGAUGAACCUAUCAGAUAUGCUCCAGGAGAUCCAAUGGAAAAGUGGCUCAACAAGUUGCUAUGUCUUGAUGUGACUUUGAUAAAGAACCCUAGGUUUGCUGCCAGAGGAACUCCUCAUCCAUCCGAGUGUAACCUAUUCUUGGUCAACCGGGAUACCUUAUUCUCAUACCAUCCCGUAUCAGAGUCAUUCUUGGAGAAAAUGAUGGCUUUGUACGUUGCCUCUCACUACAAGAACUCACCAAAUGAUUUGCAAUUGAUGAGUGACGCACCGGCCCACCAGCUAUUUGUUUUACUUCCACCAGUGAAUCCUAAGGAUGGCGUCAGAAUUCCAGACCCACUUGUUGUACUACAAGUCGCUUUGGAAGGUGAAAUCUCCAAGGACAGCGUAAGAAGCUCCUUAUCUCGUGGCCAAAGAGCUGGUGGUGACUUGAUUCCAUGGCUAAUAUCCCAACAAUUCCAAGACGACGAAUUCCCAGGUCUCAGCGGCGCUCGUGUGGUACGUGUGGCCACUAACCCUGAAUAUGCUUCUAUGGGAUAUGGCUCUCGUGCCAUCGAACUGCUGAGGGACUACUACGAGGGCAAAUUCGCCGACUUGAACGAGAACCCUGUAACAAGAGUUCAUGAGAUAAAGAGAGUCAGCGAUAACGAACUUGCGAAAGCCAGUCUCCUGAAAGAUGAUGUAAAGCUGAGAGAUGCCAAGACUCUUCCACCCUUGUUGUUAAAACUUUCAGAGCAAGCACCGCACUUUCUGCACUACCUGGGUGUCUCCUACGGACUAACGAGUCCAUUGCACAAAUUUUGGAAGCGCAACAAAUUUGUUCCGGUUUACCUGCGCCAAACGGCCAACGACCUCACCGGUGAGCAUACUUGCGUGAUGUUGAACGUUUUGGAGGGAAGAGAAUCGAACUGGCUGACACUAUAUGCGAAUGAUUUCCGUAAGAGAUUCUUGUCUCUCUUGGGUUACGAUUUCAGCAAGUUUACGGCAGUCCAAGCUCUGAAUGUGAUUGAAAGCGCCAAGAAAGCCCAAGAGCUCAACGUCGCCGAUUCUAGCGUGGAGAAACCUUUGACCAAGGACUACCUUGACUCCAUUUUGUCGCCUUUUGACUUGAAAAGACUUGACAGCUAUGCCAAUAACCUUCUGGACUACCACGUCAUUGUCGACCUCUUACCAAUGCUGUCAGCUUUGUACUUUGGUGGCAAAAGUGGCAGUGCUGUGAACCUAUCGAGUGUCCAGAGUGCAAUUUUGCUGGCCGUUGGCUUGCAACACAAGAGCCUGGACGACAUCUCCAAAGAGCUGAACUUGCCAUUCAACCAGACCGUUGCCAUGUUCGCCAAGAUCAUCCGCAAAUUCUCCAUAUAUUUCCGCGAAGUGUUAAGUACUUCCAUCGAGCAAACUUUGCCUGCCCUGCAUGACACAAAUAUAGAAGAGAUGAACGGGAACGAAGUGAAAGCGUUGGAUGCUGCUCACACCCUGGACAAAAUGGAGGAUGACCUGGAGGAGGCUGGCACUCGUGCCAACACCGAAAUGCGUGAAAAACAACGUGAACUGAUCAACAGUUUGAACCUGGACAAAUACGCUAUUGACGACAAUACCGAAGAAUGGGCGGAGUCCAAGAAGGACUUGGAUCGUGCUGUUAAAUCCAACGGUACUGCUGCUGUUAAAUCGAACAAAAAGAGAAAAACCGAAAACGCUACAGAAAUCUACAAAGAGGAGAUGAAAGCUUUGAAGAAGCCUAAAAAGAAGUCCAAGAAUAACUAA
Messenger RNA from Lachancea meyersii CBS 8951, 3162 nucleotides. The record is from the annotation of a GenBank genome assembly. Lineage: Eukaryota; Fungi; Ascomycota; Saccharomycetes; Saccharomycetales; Saccharomycetaceae.